UAUAUAUAUACAUGUUUUACCUUUGUGUAUUAGUAUAGUGUUCACACCACUUAGAAUUUAUGUACUAAAUUUCAUCAUAACUUAAUCUAGGUAGCUACCACACACCAUGGCUGAAAUUAACUCUCACACUCCAACAAUUAGCCCAACAAUAAGCAAACCAUGUAACAAUAAUCCUCCACAACAUGGUCUCAAUUUAAUGGUUCUAUUAGCAGCUAUAAUAUGUGCUUUAUUAUGUGCUCUUGGUCUCAACACAAUGUUACAAUGUGUGUUCCAAUGUGCUAACCGUGUCCUUACUCAACCUCUACAUUGGAUUGCUUCUAGAAGGAUCAAUUCAGGACUAAAGAAGAAAGAAAUGGUUGCUUUGCCAACAUCAAUUUAUACUAAUUCACCUCAUGAAUCCCCUCUUUCUACUACAUCUUUGGAUUCUAAUUGUGCCAUUUGCUUAGAGAAGUUUUGUGAUGGUGAUAAGAUGAAGUUGCUACCAAAGUGUAAUCAUCAUUUUCAUGUUGUUUGUAUUGAUAAGUGGUUGCUUUCUCAUUCUUCUUGUCCUACUUGUAGGAACAUCAUCAACUCCAAUGAUUCCUGUUUUUGCAUUUUAAUAUCAUAGUUUUUUUUCUUUUUCUUUGUAACUGUUUUAGUAUCAUACUAGAUACUAUCUAUGUCUCUUGUGCUUGUAUUUUUUUAGGAAAGAAAAUGUUUGGAUCACAAUCAAACCUUUUUUUUUUCAA
This is a messenger RNA of Cicer arietinum (chickpea), 728 nucleotides long. Its product is annotated as RING-H2 finger protein ATL10-like. Gene Ontology annotation, molecular function: transferase activity. Gene Ontology annotation, biological process: protein ubiquitination. The record is from RefSeq and is a predicted model, not a curated record. NCBI's taxonomy places the organism in Eukaryota, Viridiplantae, Streptophyta, Magnoliopsida, Fabales, Fabaceae.